AUGCUCAUACCCUCACCUGGCUUGGACAUGGCUGUGCAGAGUUUCCUGCAGUACGUGGGCUCCAGCUCGCUGCUCUGUUUGGCAGCAGGGCUGUUUGCUCUCCUUUACUUUCUCUCCAGCUCCAAGAAGUCAGUUUGCAAUUUGCCCCCUGGACCACGACCUCUUCCUCUGAUUGGAAACCUGAACGUGGUGGACCUGAAAAAGCCGUUCCAGUCGCUGACAGAGCUCUCCAAGAUAUAUGGCAGUGUCUUCACGGUGCAUUUUGGACCCAGGAAGGUCGUGGUACUGGCUGGAUAUGAAACCAUCAAAGAUGCCCUUUUAAAUCAUGCUGAAGAGUUUGGAGAGAGGGCAGAAAUACCCAUAUUUAGGAAAAUGACACAAGGAAAUGGCAUAGCAUUCAGCCAUGGAGAGCUGUGGAGAACUAUGAGAAGAUUUACCUUGUCCACACUGCGAGAUUUUGGAAUGGGAAAGAGAACCCUUGAGAUCCGAAUCCUGGAGGAAGUAAAUUCCCUUAUCAAAUAUUUUGAAUCCUAUCAUGGGAAACCAUUUGAUACGAAAAUGAUACUCAACAAUGCUGUAUCAAAUGUCAUCUGCUCUAUAUUAUUUGGAGAGAGGUUUGAAUAUGAUGAUCCAGUAUUUCUAACUUUGCUGAAGCUGAUAAAUCAAAAUACUAAGCUGUUGGGCUCUCCUAUGGUGCAGUUAUAUAACUUCUACCCAUCCCUUGGAUUUCUGUCUGGAGCUUCCAAGACCGUGCUACAAAACAUCAGUGAAUUGAAUGCUUUUCUCCAGAAGCUCUUCCAGGAACACCAAGAGGAGCUUAAUGAAAAUGACUUAACAGGCUUUGUUGAUGCCUUUCUGGUGAAGCAAAAACAGGAGUCAAAGAAACCACACACUGCAUUCAGCAAUGGGAACCUGAUGUUUUCAACCCUGGACCUCUUUGCUGCUGGGACAGAGACUACAUCCACAACUGUGCGCUGGGGGCUGCUUCUGAUGAUGAAAUACCCAGAAAUUCAGAGAAAGAUUCAGGAAGAAAUGAACCAUGUCAUCGAACCAGGAGAGCUGCCUAAGUUGGAGGACCGGAAAAAAAUGCCUUAUACAGAAGCAGUAAUACAUGAAAUACAAAGGUUUGCCAAUAUUGUCCCCAUGGGUGUAUCACGAUCGACUCCCAGCGAUGUGAAUUUCCGAGGCUAUGUGAUUCCUAAGGGUACUGAGAUUAUUCCACUGCUGACCUCUGCUCUGAAUGAUGAGUUACACUGGAAAACCCCGAAUCAGUUCAACCCUUCCCAUUUCCUAGAUGACAAUGGGAACUUCAUUAGGAGAGAAGCAUUUAUUCCAUUCUCCAUAGGACGAAGGGCUUGCCUUGGUGAAGGACUGGCCAAGAUGGAGCUGUUCCUCUUCUUUUCUGGCUUGCUCCGCAAAUUUGUUUUCCAUCCUCCUCCAGGAGUGGAUAAGUCAGACCUGGAUCUCACUGCUGAUGUCGGCUUUACCUUGACUCCCAUGCCUCACCUGGUUUGUGCUGUGCCCUGUGAAUGA
Cinclus cinclus is the source of this 1533-nucleotide messenger RNA. RefSeq names its product cytochrome P450 2K1-like. Gene Ontology annotation, molecular function: iron ion binding; heme binding; oxidoreductase activity, acting on paired donors, with incorporation or reduction of molecular oxygen, reduced flavin or flavoprotein as one donor, and incorporation of one atom of oxygen. Gene Ontology annotation, biological process: xenobiotic metabolic process. The record is from RefSeq and is a predicted model, not a curated record. Lineage: Eukaryota; Metazoa; Chordata; Aves; Passeriformes; Cinclidae. Gene Ontology annotation, cellular component: intracellular membrane-bounded organelle; cytoplasm.